This is a messenger RNA of Silurus meridionalis, 1701 nucleotides long. It is a transcript of the gene nppcl2, whose product is annotated as C-type natriuretic peptide. Gene Ontology annotation, molecular function: hormone activity; hormone receptor binding. The transcript has 2 exons. The coding region runs from base 123 to 818 and encodes 231 amino acids. Lineage: Eukaryota; Metazoa; Chordata; Actinopteri; Siluriformes; Siluridae. The record is from RefSeq and is a predicted model, not a curated record. Gene Ontology annotation, cellular component: extracellular region. Gene Ontology annotation, biological process: cGMP biosynthetic process; receptor guanylyl cyclase signaling pathway.
GAAGAUUUUGUAGGGAAAUAAAGUUAAAGUAAAAAGAAGAAAAGAAAGUGAGAGAUCAGCAGAGUGGGGAGAGAAGAGGUGGAGUGAGGGAAGGAGGGAUCUGAUAAAAGAUAGAUAGAUGAAUGUUAAUGUUCGUUGUUUGUCUCGAUGGUAACAGGAUGGAAUCUGUGACAUCACAGCCGUGGGCUUUAAAUUGGUCGCCGUGGCGUCGGCUCUCAGAACAGACGAGUCCUGCACAGGACAGAACACACCACCAUCAUCACCACCACGACACACACACACACACACACAUCACAAUAUACAACGGAUACACACUGCUGCUCUUCAGAGAGAACACGACCAAGAGAGAGAUUUUUAUUAACUUUUAUUUUUGUAUUUAUUUUGAAGGAGGAAAAGGCUGUUAUUUAUUUGACUUUUGCCAAAUAUCAUUAUCCAAGAUGGCCUCUUUAUCCUCCUGCCUUUUUCCUCUUCUCCUUUUAAUCACCAUGGUGACAGAGGUAAUGAGCCAACCAUUGUCAAAGAGACCAGACUCUCAGAUUCUACAGGAUCUGUUCGGAUCACAGAUCACAUCCCUCUUAUUGUCCCAACCAGAGAUCACAGAAGGCUCAGCUCAAAGCCCCGCCCCCACAGAGAGAGAUAGGCGUGGUCUGUCAGGAGGCAUUGUGAUGAAGGAACCUCAGGGCCUGGUGUCUCAUCCUGUCCUCAACUUCCUGUUGAGGCACAGGAAGUUACGUGUGAGGAACAGGAAGAGCUCUGCGCGAGGCUGCUUCGGCAUUAAAGUGGACCGCAUCGGAGCGCUUAGCGGACUGGGCUGCUGACGCCGACGCUAAUACCACUAAUCCAGCCAAACCAACACUUCCACACCUCCCCACACUUAUACACACCUCCACAUACCUCCACACACUUCCACAUACACCAAGUGUCAGACACAGAUGGUAAGAUAGACUCACUAGCUGGAGGAGUGAAGAUGGCUGGAGGUGUGAUUGAGGAGCAAGCACUGAUCCUGGUUCAGAAAUGUAGUGAGAAACAAAACUUACCUGAGACUCUGACCCGCCCUGACCUCUUCUCCAGGGCUCUGUUUGUGUGUUCGUGUGUGUGUGUUGCCCUUUAUGAGGACUAAUUAACUUCAUGUUGAUAGAGAAAAAUGUACAAGCUUUACUGUGAGGAAUGUCCCGCUGGUCCCCACUAAAAAGUGCUUUAUUAAAAACGACAAGCUGAAAGGUUUCCUCCUGAGCCUGAGUUUAGCAUUAGCAUUAUUUAACAUUAGCAAUAAACAAAUCAGUGGAAAGUCCUCAUGAGGAUAAUAAAACCAGCACUGUGUGUCUGUAUGUGGUGUCUGUGUUGGGGGGUUGGUGGACACGAUAAUCUGUAAUGAUGAUGAUGAUGAUGACAGAUUUUAGUGAAAUUGAAGUUGAUCUCUCUCUGCUGUGGGUCUCAUUACGUAUGAUUAUUUUCCUUUCAGGCAUCCCUACAUGCAAACAUGCACUGUGGCACACACUGUGGUUCAUGGCACACCCUCAAUGGCCAUGUUCACCAUCCUAACACACACACACACACACACACACACACACACACACACACACACACACACACACAAAUGUAAUUGCAGUGUGAACUGUAGAAAACAUUAUAUUUAAUAAUAAUAAACUGUAUUUGAAUCAAUAAAAGAGCAGCUUGGGUUAGAGAGAGAGAGAGUGUGUG